AUGUCAGGCUGGGGAUCUUGGCUCUCAUCAGAGAGCAACGAGGCAGGCGUUGCGAUUGGUCCUAACUUCAAGCCAAUAUCCGACACUCCGCAAGAUCAGCUUCUGGGGCCUCUCAGUCCGGAAGAUCUGCAAUGGACCUGUGCGGGAGGUUUCACUACCGAGACCCAGACCUGGUACUCGAUCCUAGAGGACGGAUCCUUUGCGGCCAGCCAGAUCAUUCAUUCGGCCGUCGGACUGUGGUACCCGCAGAUUCAGAUCACUUUCAAAUACUUCAACCCCAAGACCGGUCAGAAGAUCUGGAAGUCGGUCAAUGUCACGCACUUUUCCAAGACAUAUGACAAGCGCAGCUGCAAGGCGGACCAAUUCACCAUCCUUUUUGACACACUCCCCAACGGCGACGAAAAAUACACGAUCGACGCCAAUAUAGAGGCCGACCUGCAACUCUCCUGGUCCUUCACGCGUGUAGCUGGAAACCUAGGAUGGAAACUUGGCGCGGGUUCAGAGGGUGGGAAGAGCGUCUUUGGAAGCAACCCAACGGCCCCUGACGGCUAUGUCGUGCACCGGUUUUGGCCCAGGGUUGAAUCGUCUGGCAUCAUCAUCGCCGGCGGCAAGAUGAUCGAAGCUCAAGGUCAAGGAAUGUUCGUUCACGCCAUUCAGGGUAUGCGCCCGAACUUGGUCGCUAGCAAGUGGAACUUUGCAAACUUCCAGAGCAAGGAGCUCGGCGGUGUCGCUGCGAUCAUGAUGGAGUUCACCACGGCCAACGACUAUGGCGAUCCUGCGGAUCCGGGCAGUGCGGUUGCCAGGAAACCGCUGACUGUCAACGUUGGGUCUAUCAGUGUGGGAGGAAAACUGGUCACUGUCACCGCUAGCACACGCGGACGGGACCAUGCACCUGCGUCGAGCUCAACCUCGUACGUGGACCACCAAGACACAGAGCAAGAUGCAGACACGGGCUACAACGCACCGACCAAGAUUCAGUAUGGUUGGACGGGCCAUGCCUUGGACGCCAGCAACAAGCCUAGUGCGAACAAAGCGUCAGCCGAGAUCAAGCUUGAUCUGGGAAAGCCCUACCCUUCCACCGAGACAAAGGGACUGGUCGACAAAGUCGAUGUACUCGCAGAGAUUCCUUAUGUGGUCCGCAAGAUGGUUAACUACGUGGCAGGCACCAAGCCUUAUAUUUAUCAGACACUCAACUCUGCCAAGAUCUCGCUUGACUUGCCAGCAGGCUCGCCAUCGGCUGGAAGUCACACUCUCGAGGGAACUCUGUUUGAGGAGCAUACGUUCAUCAAUGUGUGAAGUGUAAUUUUCUCUUCGUUAAGGAACCUUCGAUCUAUUAUUGCAGGUGUCUCCCAUAACCAAUCCUAGGGGACGCGGCUGGCAUAUUUGCACACGUAACCAUCCUGCCGGCAACACCUGUUCGCCUUUUACAGACUCAUGAGAUGUAUCAGCUGGUUGCACUUUUGAAUGA
This is a messenger RNA of Tilletiaria anomala UBC 951, 1468 nucleotides long. Its product is annotated as oxidative stress survival, Svf1-like protein. Gene Ontology annotation, cellular component: cytoplasm. Gene Ontology annotation, biological process: response to oxidative stress. The coding region runs from base 1 to 1296 and encodes 431 amino acids. The transcript is spliced from 5 exons. The record is from RefSeq and is a predicted model, not a curated record. Lineage: Eukaryota; Fungi; Basidiomycota; Exobasidiomycetes; Georgefischeriales; Tilletiariaceae.